Talaromyces proteolyticus is the source of this 2316-nucleotide messenger RNA. RefSeq names its product class II histone deacetylase complex subunits 2 and 3-domain-containing protein. Gene Ontology annotation, cellular component: HDA1 complex. Lineage: Eukaryota; Fungi; Ascomycota; Eurotiomycetes; Eurotiales; Trichocomaceae. Bases 1 to 2316 code for a protein of 771 amino acids. The record is from RefSeq and is a predicted model, not a curated record. The transcript has 3 exons.
AUGGAUAGUCGAUUGGCUCAGACACACUCACCGAGCCCUGAUGCUCUAGGGCGUUAUGACGAUAUCCCAGGGGCAACCCCGAGAGAGAGGGUACAGAAUGCUCACGCUCGAUUACGUGCCACCGCCAGUGCUACGUCUAAUCCAAUGAUCAGCGCUAGUGCAACGCCCUCAUCAGCCGGUGAUAUCGACCCUGCCCCGGUGGCACCAAUCCCAGAGACGACGGCGCCAUUGAGUGUUCGGACGCAUGAGGAUCAUGUCAAGCGUCCUGCACCGGUAACCGAAGACCAUGAGGCGGCUGCCGAUAUAGUUGUCCCACCUGCUUUGCUCUUCCCAGAACAGCCAGAAGUGCAGACUAUCCAACCGAGUGCGAUAUUCGACGAGGCAGAGACUGUUGUCCCUGGCUCGCUAAAGCUGGGCCCAUCUGAAUUUGCAAUAUCUUUACCGAUGGACUCCAGGAGCAAAGAUGAAUACGAGCGAGCUUUCGCUGAACAUUCACAUUCUGUUAAGGUGCUUCUCGCCGGAUUCAAAUCUACCGAUGGAGAUAUUGUGCCUGACAUUGAGCAGGGUCAAAUAUUGGCAGACAUUCGAACACUUCUUGAAAAGCUUGACAAUAUCGCUCUUCACACUGACCUGAACAUCGCAGAACACGUAAAGCAAUCGCAAUUCGACCCUCAGAAAGAAGCAUCAUGGGCCGAAUACACAAGCGCCAAGUUCCUUUUACUAGGCCACCUUAUUGAAAUUGCCGGCGCACAAGAUCUACAUAUCAUUGUCAUGACAAAAGCGGGAAAGGGCGUGGAGCUAGUCGAGCGAUAUUUUCUAGGCAAGGCCUUUACGUAUACUCGACCACGCGAAGAAAUGCAUGGCAACAUCGAAGUGUCAAUGCAAAGCGGGCCACUUAGCGUUGGCAUACACGCUACAAACCACGAUGCUAUCAUAGAGACAUACCGACCACCAGCAGCUAUUCUUGCGCUGGACUCGUCCUUUAAUACGCUGAGCCCUUCUGUAGGGCAUCUAAGAUCUACCUACGCGCGCAAUGGAAACUUGCUUCCUGUUGUUCAUUUGAUCAUUUCAAAUAGCAGCGAGCACAUCCAACGGUGUUUACCCGACCUCCCAGAAACUCAGCGAUUAAUGCUCCUCGUACACAUUGUUGAUAGCCUCCGUGACCUUCUCGGUGAUCUCCAGGAUGAUGCGUUAAGUGUGCAGGAGGACGCCGAGGAACUCUUCACUUAUCUCUUAUCUGAGAACUUUAAAGCGAGCUGGAAUAUCCCUACUAUCGAGCCUCUUCAUAUUCUUGUUUCUGAUUCUCUGGAACCUCAAAAUUCUCUCAGUGCUUUCGAUGCACCGCAACCAUCUGCCGCCGGAUUGUCUAUGAACAAGCGGUUAUUUGAUUCAAUGGAUACCGAUUCACAAGAUACCAAGAGGCAGCGUCUACACGUGUCACAGGAAGCUAGUCAAGUCACAGAUUCUAGCCCCAGUGGAAGUCAAAACUUGGACUUGAUUACGAAACUGACAGCGUUCGAGAAUAAAUUAGUAGAAAUGAAAUCGAACCAUGCUGCUGAGAUUGAUCGGCUGCAGACUACCUUGUCUUCAUUAGAGGAUCGGUCUGCGGAGCGAGAUAAAGGAUGGGAAGUUUUACAGCAUCGAUACGAAUCUCGCACUAAAGAAGUGCACCAAACUCGACAGGAGCGUGACAAACUGGUGACAGAGAAGACCAAAACCGAACAAAAGUUAGCUAGACAACAAGAUGAAAUCACCAAGCUGAAGGAUGAGCGUACACAGUUGAAACAAGACUUGGAAGCUGCAAGGAAUGACCUGAAAGCAGAAGGCGGAAUGAAGGAAGAACUAGAGAAUGCGCGCGAGGAAAUCCGCAAACUUACCAUCAGCAAUGCCAGUCUGGAGCGGAAGACCGAAUACGAGAGGAAGCAAGCUGAAUAUACCCGCGAGCAAUACCAGAACGCGUCCAAUGCAGCCGCACAGUCUGGUAAUGAAAUCCGCCAGCUGAAGGAAGAAAAUGCAGAGAUCAAGAAUAAACUUGCUGCAGAGGCGGUCAAAUUGCGGGAAAUACGAGCGCAAACCGAUGAAACUAGACACACAGCGCGCAUCAAGGAGUUAGAGCAAGCCCUCGAAUCUCGAGAGACCCUGCUCCGGCGUAAGGAGGAGGAACUUCGCAAUCUUCGCAACAACCGCCCAACGACGCGAGCCACAAGCACACAACCUCGCAGUCCCAAGUGGGGGAAUGGAAGUCGUCCAACUAGUCCUGGCAUUAAUAAUGGGCGGUUUAGCAAUUUGCGCUUCAGUUCUGAGAUGUCGUUUUGA